Molecule: messenger RNA, 3572 nt
Organism: Poecile atricapillus (Black-capped chickadee)
Lineage: Eukaryota; Metazoa; Chordata; Aves; Passeriformes; Paridae
Gene: ENTREP1
Product: endosomal transmembrane epsin interactor 1
Exons: 11
Coding region: 1751-3067 (438 amino acids)
Source: RefSeq, a predicted model, not a curated record
GACACGCCGUGCUGGGGUCCGGCACCUGCGGGGUCGGCUGUCCCGAGGGAUGCGUGAUCCCGCUCCUCCGCGAUCGCUUGGAAACAGCCUCCGGCUAACGGGGUAGCUAGCGGCUUUUCGCUGAUAGUUUUGUAGGACCCCAGCUGGGUAACAAACGUCGAGACUAACAAAUAGGGGAUUUAUUUCCUGGCUGUCAUUUUUGAAAAAAAAAACAAAAACAAAAACAAAAAAAAAAAACAGUGGGAAAAAAAAGGUACUUGACUUUUUUUGCCCUAUCAGACACGGUACUUUUCAGAAGUCAUUGUGUAAGUAGAUGUUGCAUGUCUGUGCUUUGCGCCUUUACUUGUAGGCAUAAUGUAGAGAUAAAUCAAUAUUCCUGGGGAAAAAAAGUAUGGACUUAGGACAGUUUUGUAAGGAGUACUGAGAGAAAUUAUUCCAUCUCCUGUUGGUACUUGCUUUAAACCACAGCUUUAUAAAUGCAGAAUAUAUACAGAAGCUUGUAUUGCAGAAGCUAGGCAGUAGUAAGCAGAAGUUAGUAAGUGUAAGAGAGUCCCAUUGAUUGGCUCCAGUUUGUGGACCUUCCAGCACUCAGCAAGUUGUGUACUGGGAUGGAACACUCAGCUUUUGCUGCCUGUGUCAGCAGUAUCAGCUUAUCCCUCUCUUUAAAUAUUUCACUUAAAUUGCCAGUGUUGUUCACCACCUGUGGAAAUGCUCUCAAUGCAGUAGUUUGGGGAUCAAGUAGUUCCUGUUUAUCUAUAAUGCAAUGUUCAUCCCUGAAAGUACACAGUCCUUGGGGGUUGAGGGGAAAUCCAGACCAUCCAAAUGUCUGUGUUUGGUAUCUCUUUUGUGAUGUUACUCUAGGUUAAAAGAAGUUUAAAUAUAUGUAACCAAUGGUCUUAAUUUGAAUUCUGUACACAGAAUCAUGUUUAUGCUUUUAAAAUGCUUUAAAGUUGCACAUGUAAUAGUGAAAUUCAGUCUUUUUAAUAAUCAAGAAAGGUGUUGGGUUUUGGGGGUUUUUAAAUUAUAUUUCUGAAGCAAUAGUACACUCAGAAAAGUUACCAAAAUACCAUUUGGGUGUAAAAACAUAAGUCAAAAUCUUAGCCCAGAAGCAACCUGGAAAAGCAGAUGCCAUCAAAAGUUGACUGAUGUGUCUGGUUGGGUGCUUUUUGGUUUGGUUUUCUCUUCAUUAUGGAUGCAACAUGCUGACUUGUGAGGGGCAUGUCAGGAAAAUUUUGAGAACACCUUCCUUUUCUUAUACUUAGCAGAUGCAAUGAAAUAAAUUUGUUGUCCUUAAGGGAAAAAAAAUACAUCAGUAUUGAUGUGCUUUGUUAUAAAAUCAUGUGCCCAUUUUGCAGUCAGAGAAUUCAAAAAAUACUUUGUUAUGAAACUGCAGAGUUAUGUAUGUGGUUUUGCAACACCAGUGAUGAUACCAGUAGGUGUUUGGCCAAGUCAUAUAUGCAUGUUACGCUAGAUUAGAUUGAUCAUGUCAAGUGAAAGAAGUUACAGAAGGGAUUUAUUAAAAAUACUAGUGGAUGACUUCCUGCUUGUUCCAGUCCUGGUUUUUUUUCGGGUAGGAGCUUGAUGUCCACUGACUUAGUCACAAAGUUCAAUGGUUAAAAGUAUAUCUGCUGAUUUAUGGGACAUGCUGAGAAAUUUAUUUACCUUUCUUUAUAGAGUUCCUAUUCUUCUGUGAGAGAAUAUUCAGACAAUCUUAUGUGGAAUCUUAGGGUUAACAACAUGGAAGAGACCGAUGAUGCUUUUGGUUAACCUGUUUGUUCUGCUGUCUAUGAUCAGUGUCAUGCUGAACGUGAUUGGAUUCAUACUAGGAUGUGAAGGCAUUCAGUUUGUGUCUGGAGUACCCAGAUGUGAUUUGAUGGAUGAAAACAAGACUUGUUUGUGCUGUGAAGAACCUCAUCCCACUGAAUGCACAGAAGUAGAGGCUGUACUGAAGCUAUACCAUGUGAAGUCAUGCGGUGCUGCUCACCUUCUUCUCAAGAAAGUUCUCUUAGCUCUUAGCACCCUGAAUGCUCUCGCCGCUACAGUUUGCUUCACAGCGUCUGCCCUGCAUUACUUGCAGAUACUUGCAUCAAGAAGAUUCUGCACAGGUGAAUCUGAGACUGAAGACGAAGAUUACGAUUUGGAUCCUGAUGAUUUUGUCCCACCUGUCCCGCCUCCCUCCUAUUUUGCAACUUUUAAUUCUUGUACCCCACAAACAAGUCACAGCACAGCUGUCUCUCAUGUGAUUUCUAUGCCCCAUAUUUAUGGAAUGCGAAUCAAAGGUGUUGAAGUGUUCUGCCGUCUGGACCGACCUCCACCUUAUGAAGCUGCGUGCAGCUUAAAAAGCUCUGAGCAGGGAGGUGCACCUCAACUAAAUGGCAUGAAAGAUGUUGAUUCAGGGGAAGUAAGUGACAGGCAGACCUCUCAAGCUGAAGAAAUUCAGGAGCCUUCCAGCAGAGUGAGCCUUUCCCCUUCAAAUGCAAGCUGUGUGUCUGCAGGAGUGAACAGGAGAGCCUUCAAUUCCUUGCGGAAAUACUCUAAAAGUGACCCUGUGCUCCACUGCCAGCUGCCUCAAGGGACAGUUCUCAACUGUGAAACUGCAGCACUCAGUGAUGUAAAUCCACUUAACGCGGUCACCUUGCAGAAGAGUUCAAGAGCAAGAGCUUUGAGGGGAAGACCCCGAUCUCUGAUAGACUAUAAAUCUUUCAUGGAGACUAAACAGCGUGUGGCAAGGAUCCUUGAGCAGUCCUCCAGCAGCAUGAGCCCAGACAUACAUGACGCGGUGGAAAAUAUCAAAUGUGUUUUAAAAUCAGAUGAGAAACAUAUGGCAGAAGCUGUCACCAGUGCCACUUUCCUUGAGCAGGUGAUGACACAUGCUCAGCAAGCCACACCUUUGCGAGUCAGUGUGUUACCUCUCAGAUUACAUCCUCGAUUGCUGUACCUGGAGAGCUGUGGUGACCUGAGUACUUUCACCACAGAGGGAGAAGACCCAGCAGAGAGGAGAAUCCAAAGAGCAGAACGUGAACGGACUUCUAGUCUUACUGGUGUUGUCAGGGAAACUUCACUUUGAGCUGGGUUUUUGGUUAUUCCUCAGCAGAAGUACUUCUGUCAGACAUAUACAUACUGCAGAGGAAAAUAUCUCUGGCAAGUGGGUGGAUGGGUUUCUCAAUAAUUGCCUUCUUUUUUAAUAUUCUUAUGCUCAGACUACAAAGGGGAAGAUCAUUCCACAAAGAGCAUUAAGCAGAUUGAAAACUGACCUUUACUGGGCUCUCAGCUGCAGCUCAUCUGUUUGUGAUACAUUAGUGCUGUGCAUUUCUGUGAAGUUUGGUAACAUGUAGUUGUGGGGUAUGAUGAUACAUCAUCCUUGUGGAAGGAGCUGUCAAAAGCAGUAUUGAAGGAAUUGGCAACUUUUUGGUACUUUGGUUUAAAUUAAAAUCUCCUGUCAUCAAAUGGAGCCCUUCAGAUACAAACUACAUUAGUAAAAAAAUGGUGUACAGAAUUCUGAAGUUAUUCUUUACAAAAGAAAGUUGUUGAAGUGCAAACUUUACUAAGAAUAAAAAAUGUCCUGAAGAAGA